This is a messenger RNA of Theobroma umbraticum, 1286 nucleotides long. RefSeq names its product protein RGF1 INDUCIBLE TRANSCRIPTION FACTOR 1-like. Lineage: Eukaryota; Viridiplantae; Streptophyta; Magnoliopsida; Malvales; Malvaceae. The record is from RefSeq and is a predicted model, not a curated record.
UCCAACGGCUGUGGAUAAACUUCAGCCACCACGAUCGAUCUCAGCUGUUGAAACCAUCCCAGACCUUGCAGCAUUUGUUUAUGAGCCUGGUCCCUUAGUCCAGGCGUUGUUUUGUUGUUGAAUUCUAAGUUGCAAAUUCGUAUUAGGCCUUUCUCUCUCUCUCCUUUCUUUCUUUCUCUCUCUUUGCGUUUUGAUCUCAACGUCUUCUCUUCCAUUAUCGUCAAAACGAAAUUAAUCCAACUUUUCACAUUUCUUUCGCUAACCCCAUUGCUGCAAAAAUUUCUGCUUUAACAAUGGAUACAAUGCUGGUGCCACCAUGGCUGGAGUCAUUGCUAAGUACAGCCUUUUUCACAGUUUGCAGGACGCAUGGAGAUGCAGCUAGGGGUGAAUGUAACAUGUAUUGUUUAGACUGUAAGGGAGAUGCAUUUUGCUUUUAUUGCCUUUCUUCUAAACACAAGGAUCAUCAAGUAAUUCAGAUAAGGAGAUCUUCAUAUCAUGAUGUAGUGAGGGUUACAGAGAUUCAAAAGGUGUUGGAUAUAAGUGGGGUACAAACUUAUGUGAUAAACAGUGCCAGGGUUCUAUUUCUGAAUGAGAGGCCUCAACCAAAAUCUGGAAAAGGAGUAGCUCAUAUAUGUGAAAUCUGUGGAAGAAGCCUCUUGGACCCAUUUCGUUUUUGUUCUUUGGGAUGUAAGCUUGUAGGGAUAAAGAGAAAUGGGAAUGCAAGCUUUACCUUAGAGGCUAAGAAUGAUGUAGUAAUGGAUAAAAGAGAAGGCAUGUCAAGGGAGGAAGAGGAAUUGCGUGAAGGGUCGCAACAAGACAUUUACCCGCCCACGCCUCCCCCGCCUCCUUCAAGUGCAAGGAGAAGAAAAGGAAUUCCUCACCGGGCGCCUUUUGGGUCCUAGAAAUGCAACUCAAAAGCAACUAGUAGUCCCAGUAUAAUAUUCAAAUUUCAGAAAUUACAAUUGUUCGGGGGGUGCUCUUUGUCCUAACUAAGGGAGCUGUAGGGCACCAGUUUGGUUAGGGUGUCCAAAAAACAAAAGGGCAAGUAAGUUUGCCUUUUGGAUUUGGGUCCCAUUUACAACAAAUCCCUCUCUUGUGAACAAGCCAAUAAUGCAAGAAUUGAGAAAUGUUAUUAUUGAUAGUUGCAAGGUGUACAUUGUAAUUAAGAAAUUAAAAGACAAGUCUUUGUGGAGUCCGUUUUAUAGUUUUCAUGGGUCCACCAACCACAUGGGCCGUUCACAUAAAGAAGCAACUUUUUAUUGUUUAAUUCAUGUAAUGGGGCUAAU